Molecule: messenger RNA, 5909 nt
Organism: Oncorhynchus tshawytscha (Chinook salmon)
Lineage: Eukaryota; Metazoa; Chordata; Actinopteri; Salmoniformes; Salmonidae
Product: beta-1,4-galactosyltransferase 3
Exons: 7
Coding region: 1388-2566 (392 amino acids)
Biological process (GO): carbohydrate metabolic process
Molecular function (GO): glycosyltransferase activity
Source: RefSeq, a predicted model, not a curated record
AACUAGCAAGUUGUGCUGAAAUUCAGGACAUUCAUACAGCACGAAGAGGGUGGACGUGCGCUACACUAACUCUUAAAGUCUCUGCCGACCAUACUAUUCAUUACUGCAAGCAACAGCAAACAUCUGUGUACAUCACUUCCUGUACUAAUUCUACAUGUGAAGUGCGGCUGAAGAAACUGCAUUUCAACUUCGAAACGCAACCCUGGUGCAACUCGAAUUGUGAAAGUGAUGUUUAACAAUGCCGUUGCCUGGAAUAAAUUAGUAAAGGAACCAUUGCGCUAUCACCGAACAACAGGAUUGGAUUGGUAAACACAAUUUCCUGCAUUUAGUUGAGCACCAUUCUCGUGAUUUGGUCCGAGCCCCUGUCUGUCAGGCCCGGUGGACCCCUUCCCCUUGGAAGUGUCUUUCAGCCCAGUGUCAGUCAGAAUGGGACAAUAGCCGCAGUCGCCAUCGGACCUCCCCCUUUCUCUCUUUGCUCUCUGUCUGCCCCGUCCCCACACCCCUUAACACUCGCACAUAUAUAUAUAUAUAUAUACACACACACAUACAUACACAUACAUACACACAGACCCAGCCAGACCCUGACCACUCCCACUGUACUGGUUUUGGUCCACUCCCUCUUCCUACCGCUCUAGGCAGCCAGCCUUGUGAAGCCAAAUGAAACCAUAAUCCCCUGUAAAAGAUAGAGGCCUAUACAGCUGCCUAUCCUCCCUUUGUUGUUGGUGGCUUUUUGUUUAGAGGGCCCCCAUGAGAGUAGCGGCUAGAGAACACAAGGCAGCACAACAGCACCCAGUCAGCCGUUUUACUGGAAACAAACGAGCUGUGGUGGUGGUUGGGACACUGAUGGAAUUCUAAUAGCAUGAUGUUGGGCUGGCAUAGCCACCACACGCCAUCAAUGAACCAGAGGGCCACCAGCAGACUUUGGAGAUUGACACAUCUCAACUUGUGGUGGGACAAGAGGUUGAAAUAAAAACAUAUUUAUUCAGGAUAUUUUUUUGCCUCCUUUUUUUGCUUCUCCAGUGAUCAGCUAAACCAAAGUGCCUUUCUUGGUUUCUCACUGUGCUUUUACUAUAAACUUGAUCUAACUUCAUAUUACACUCCAAUAUCUGAAAAUAAUAUCUAUAAAGAAACAUUAAGGAUUUUGCACUUUUCAUUCAUACACCUCCGUACCCAUUGCCUGUUGCACUUGUCAUAUCAUACAGUUGCACAGUACUGACAGUGCACACGUGUUUACAGUAAAAACAUACACCCCUGUACCAACUUGACAAUCCCACCCCGUAUUUCACCCAACCACAGCGUUCCUCUAGUGUCGGUUGCUAAGACUAACAAAGCCAAACAUAUCACCAAACCGCUCUCCAAGGUCCUUUGUUGUGACACAGCCGGUGACAUGGCGACGUGGCUACAGUCAAAAUGGCGCUACCUGUUCAUGUUUCUGGGUGUCCAGCUGGUUGUCAUGGCGCUGCUGUCCCGCGAGGGCUACCACAAGCGAGUGUCAUACUUCAUCAGGAUUUUCCGCAAGCUGGAGACCACUGCGACGGGGACGUUCGGUGCCGGCUCUCUCCACGCAAGCAAUCACACGGGCGGUGACGUCUACGCCAACUUGUCCCUCCUGGCCAAGGCCCACCACGGCCGGGGCGAGGACAUGCCCUACUGCCCCAAGACGUCUCCCCUGAUAGGUGGACCAAUCCACGUCAUCUUCCCCUCCGGGUUGACACUGGCCCAAGUGGCGCGGAAGAAUCCUUUGGUGGUCCGUGGGGGGCGCUACAGGCCGCCUGACUGUGAGGCGCGGCACCGCACCGCCAUAAUAAUUCCCCACAGAAACCGGGAGCACCACCUGAAGUUCCUCCUCUACUACCUUCACCCAUUCCUACAGCGACAGCAGCUCAAUUACGGCAUCUACGUCAUCCACCAGGCUGGUAACUACACAUUUAACCGGGCCAAGCUGAUGAACGUUGGGUUCCGAGAGGCCAUGCGGGAGGAGGACUGGGACUGCCUCUUCUUCCAUGAUGUGGACCUCAUCCCUGAGGACGACCGCAACACCUACAUGUGCGACGCCAACCCCAAGCACACCGCCAUCGCCAUGGAUAAGUUUGGAUACAAGCUGCCAUACAAGAUGUAUUUCGGAGGGGUGUCAGCGUUGUCUCCACUGCACUACCUGAAGAUGAACGGCUUCCCCAACAACUACUGGGGCUGGGGAGGAGAGGACGAUGACAUUGGAGUCAGAGUAUCCCUAGGAGGGAUGUUCAUCUCUCGUCCAUCGGUGAAGGUUGGCCGAUACAAGAUGAUCAAACACAAGCUGGACAAGGGAAACGACGUGAACCCCAGGAGGUUCAACAUGCUGGCCAAGACACGUCAGACGUGGAAGCUGGACGGCAUGAACACGCUGGAGUAUGAGGUGCUGUCACGUGACUACUUCCCCCUCUACACCAACAUCACUGUGCACAUCGGCACAGAGGCAGGCCUGCAUGCCACGGCUCCGUCCCCCAAGAUCCUUGCCAAAGCCCCAGCAAAGCCGCCGGUCGAAGCUCCCGCCAAACCUCUAACCAAGCUCCAACAGAACCACUGACUUGGACCAACUUUACCCACUCCACUCCCAUCCCCCACCCUCCUGCCGCCGACUCUCCCCUCCUAACUUAUGCCUGGGAGCAGGGAUGUGACAGAGGGGCCCUGGGCCCUUAAAGCGCUCCUUUCUUUGCCUUCACCCUUCAACUGAACCGCAUAUCAAUGCCUACAGGUGGCAGGUAGCCUAGUAGUUAGAGUGUUGGGCCAGUAACCGAAAGGUUGCUAGAUCGAUUCCCCGAGCUGACAAGGUAAAAAUCUGUUGUUCUGCCCCUGAUCAAGACAGUUAAUCCAUCAGCCGUCAUUGUAAAUAAGAAUUAGUUCUUAACUGACUUCCAGUCGGGAGAGGUGGGUGGCUCCCCCUAUUGGACUAGAGGCCAUGCCUUUUCCUUCUGUUCCUUCCUCUGAUCUGAUCAGCAUUCUCAACUGAAACUUUAUCAAUAGUAUAUCAGAGACUCAGAACUUGAAGACCAAUGCUCUCCACUGCCUAGAUAGAAUCUGUGGGCUGAGGCUUUGUCUGUCAGUGUCUGUCUGAAUUAAUUACUGUAGCAUUCUCCACCCUAGUUCUCAUUUUCCAGCUAUAUCUCACCACUCCACUGACUUUGACUCUAUGAAAGGGACUUAUGGUAGAGGAGAGGAAAAAAGACGGACUCUAUGAGUUUAUAUCGCUGCCGAAAACCCCCGUUGCCUUAGAACACCUGUCUUGUUCUAUUUUUCCUUUUUAGUAGAACUUCAGGUCGAGAGUUAUGAAUGGAACCGGUUUCUAGUGAUAGAUAGCGAGAUUAGGGGAUAGAAUAAAUAAAUGAAAAAACAUUUUAUGCUACUGAUAUUGCAAUAGCAUAUGGGUCUUUCUGCCAAUUAGGUGCCUUUUUUGAGUAGUUGUAAAACUUGAUUUCACCCAAUUUUAACAAUCUGCCAUAAAGAGCACAUGUUCAAAACACGUUUUCCCAUCUUGAGUUUAAAUUAAAUACAUUACCAUAGUAAGUGUCAAAUAAAGUAACAGGGUUGACCGUAACAGGGUUAAAUCAGCCAUAAAUCCCCUUGUGACAGAGGAAAUGGAAGCUUGUUGUGUGUGUGCAACAGGGAGGGGCAAUUUAAUGCAAAUUAAAUUGUUCAAAUAUUUCUAGCCGGUCAAUUUAUGGGUAACAGGGUAGACGUGUUAUGUUCAACCGGCUCUGUUUUCCACAAAAAAACACCAGAAAAUUGCCAAAAAGAGUAGAACCAGCUCACCUGCUUGUACGCUAUGAUUUGACUAGAGAAAUAUUUACAAAGGAAUUUCACCAUAUUAAAAUGAGAGUUCAGUUAGUUUUUAGUUCUUUUUAACUUUAAAAUGAAUCACUAAUCACAUUAAAUAAUGAACUCUUCAGAAAUUACUUUGUCAAAGCAACAAAAUAACUAGGGCUUUCAAAUUAAGUGGGUUAAAAUCUUCCUAGAAGUCACAGGAUGCUUAGAGGGAAAUGUCAAAAUGGUGAAUUUUGGCAGUUUAAAUGGUCUUUAUUCAUAUUAAAUCAGAUUUAUAAAAGGUUCCAUGUGGUCAGUAUUAAAGGGCACUUCACUUAAUAUAACAGGCUUUUAAUAUUUGUAACUGGCACUAAUUUCGGAACGACCCAUAUGUAACUGAUUUUACAGUUUAAUAUUAUACGAAGUGAAGCUGCUCUCCUGAAUAUUGACAGGGGUAUGUGCUGUUUGCAGUUAGCAUGGUAGUCACCCCCUGGGCCCAAUCUUCAUAAAUCGUCUGAGUAGGAGUGCAGAUCUAGGAUCAGGUUCUCUGUGUUCAUAUCAAAUUCAUUAUGACCUUAAAGGCAACCAUGAUCCUAGAUCAGAACACCUAGUCUGAGGCACAUGCACAAUACAGGCCCUGAAUAUCAGGCUGAUUUAUUGAAGGAUUUUCUCACAGUAGGUUCACAGGCACAGCUUUUGGUAUGGUUGGGUUUCAUCUUAUCGCUACAAUCAGAAUGUGUCUUUUCUCCAGUUAUCUCCUUCAAUCCCUAGAUUGCAUUGAUGUGGGGUUGCAUUUUGCCUUGUGUCAAAUAGAAUAGGUACGGGUGAAAUGGUCAAUGCACUACCUUCAGGUGGGCUGGCUAUAUUCACAUCAGAAUGGUGGUUUGUCUUUUCCAUUUGUGUUUUAUGUUAUUGUUCAUUACCUUAUGGAGCUUUUAUGUUGGUUUUCUAUGAUUGUCAAUGUAGCUUAAAACUGAGGGAUUCAAGUCCUAGUGGCCUCUCCAUAGUCAGAGACUUGGGAUCUAUCUCCAUACUCUAAAUUGGCUGAAAGGUUUGAAAACCAGGAACUUUGUCCAUGGAUGACCAGAAACCACUAUAACUAAUUAGGUCUAUAAACGGAAUCAGGCACUGGUAAACGACAUGAGAACUGAUGCCUGUAGACUGUGUAGUACACUCAUUGGUUGUACUGAUUCUGCUGAAGCACUGAUUUUAAAGAUUGAUAUAGGUACACUGGGUUAGCAUUUACAGCAUUACCCCACUAGCCAUUCUUUCAUUUUGUGCUGUCUAAAAUCUGUCACCCCUAGAAUUCCCCAGUGCAAUGUCCUCCUCACUGCAUGGCUUGUCCUCUGACUUUCCUCUUUGCACACCGUCUCGACCCCCUGACCAAUAUGAUUGUUUAAUCUAGAUCCCUACUGGGAAUUAAACCUCUGUGUGUGCAUCACAUAGAGGACUCGUGCCACUUGGCUGAAACCAAAGAUGGCUUAGAGAGAAAGCAUUGGACGCCUGAUAGUUGUGCUGGCGGAUGCAUGCUGACAUGGGAAUAGAUGGGAUUCCACUUACUCCGGGUAUGCUGAGUUGUGUGUGUGUGUGCUACUAUCUGAUCUAGGAAUCUCUUGGAUGACCUUCUUCACUAUGUAGGCUGUCUUUACCUUUUCUACUCCAUAUGAAGCCUGAUUAUGCAUGACACACAGACCCUGUAUUAGAUGAGUGGGAUGUACAGAGAACCACACACAGACCACUGACAUGACUUCACAUUGGAGUCUCCUGAAGCAUGCUAUAGUGUAUGCUUGUGUAGUGAUUCGUAAGACGUAUGCUACAUGCACCAUGUACCUUUUUAACACUUCAUGCAGUGGUUUAUUAUGUCAUAUCAUGUCUAUUUGUACUCUUCAGUUUGCUUCAGUUGAUGUAUAACUUGACUUUUACUCCAUUAUGAUGUGGAUAUGCUGUCCAGGGUGACUGCGCCAGGAGAUGGAGCUCACCGCAGGACAUUGAAAAUGUAACAAGGACAAUGUGAUACUGUAUUUCUGAUUUAAUUCCUCCUCUCUGAAUGAAGUCUGCACAGUCCAGAGUGGCCUUAUACAACGAUUAAUAAACAAAAAGAUUAGACAAACACUGGUGAAGUGGAUAAA